Hirsutella rhossiliensis is the source of this 552-nucleotide messenger RNA. Its product is annotated as gamma-glutamyl cyclotransferase, AIG2-like domain-containing protein. The coding region runs from base 1 to 552 and encodes 183 amino acids. Gene Ontology annotation, molecular function: gamma-glutamylcyclotransferase activity. The record is from RefSeq and is a predicted model, not a curated record. NCBI's taxonomy places the organism in Eukaryota, Fungi, Ascomycota, Sordariomycetes, Hypocreales, Ophiocordycipitaceae. The transcript has a single exon.
AUGGACAUGGACUCGCCGCCGCAAGAGGACAGCCAGGCGUCGCAGAGCAGCGUCAUGACGGUGACGCAGGAGAAGCGGCACGAGGUGCUGUACUUUGCCUACGGGAGCAACAUGUCGACGGCGCAGAUGCGGCAGCGGUGUCCGCACUCGACGCCCGUCGGGCUGGGCCUGCUCUCGGGCUGGGCAUGGAUCAUCAACGAGAGGGGGUACGCCAACGUCGUCGUCGAGGACAGGGCCGAGGCCCCGGGCGUCUACGGCCUGCUGUACCUGCUCCCGCCGCGCGACGAGGAGCGGCUGGACGGCUACGAGGGCGUGCCGCAGGCGUACGAAAAGGUGGCUUGCGAGGCGCGGCGCGUGCGUGACGGCGACCUGCGGGCUGUCGACGAGCCGGUGACGGUCCUCGUCUAUGUGGACAGGCAGCGGGUCGCGGAGAGCGUGCCGCGCCACGAGUAUGUGGGUAGGAUGGAGAGGGCGAUUGGGGAUGCGGUCGGCAACUGGGGGCUCGACGAGGGCUAUGCGAAUCGUGUCAUGCGGAGGUUCUGGGCCAAGUGA